This is a messenger RNA of Nicrophorus vespilloides, 3248 nucleotides long. RefSeq names its product MAP7 domain-containing protein 2-like. The record is from RefSeq and is a predicted model, not a curated record. Gene Ontology annotation, biological process: microtubule cytoskeleton organization. The transcript is spliced from 12 exons. Lineage: Eukaryota; Metazoa; Arthropoda; Insecta; Coleoptera; Silphidae. Bases 605 to 3172 code for a protein of 855 amino acids. Gene Ontology annotation, cellular component: microtubule cytoskeleton.
GUCGUCGGUGUUGACGACGGACGGGCGUGCAGCUCGCGCGCGUUUCGGUCUCAGUUGCGCGGUUCGACCCAUCGAAAGCGGUCCGGUUCGUACGUCUAGAGGUGUCUUCGACGAUAGAUACACAAAGAUACACAUAGAUACACAUCGGGGCAUGCCUACCUACAAUCGUGUAAUGACAUGACGAUAAGUCGAAGAGUCGCGACUACUCCAAGGAUCGAUUAGAGGAGUUCAAAGAUAAUAUACACGCAUCGGGACGAAGCGGACAUAAAGAGGAGAGUCUUGUACCGAGAGAGGCGAAAACAUAAAUAAAAAUAUAUAAAAUCCUUAUAUAUAAAAAGGAAAGAAACAGAACGAGUAACGGGCCCCGUGCGCUGUUUGAACUUUGAGGUUCCUGAUAUGUUUUAUUUAUAUCCCGUUUGAACUGCGGCCAAAGUGGACACAUCGGAACCAAAUUGACGGAUAAAGGAUAUAUCGAAAACAACAAAUAACAAAACCAGCAGACAACAACAACAAAACAUUAACACACACAUCAUACAGACACACAUCUAUUCGUGGUGGUUUGAUCUUCCGGUACAACUGUAGUAUUUUUGAUUUCUUGUAAGAAAUGCUUACGAUGACCGACCACAUGUUCCUGAUUCCUGAAAGGGCGCUCAAGAUGGACAUAUCGCGGCUGCAGGAAGACCUCGCGGGCCUCGACUUCGAUGCGCGCCUCCUGCAGGUCGCCCCGAUGGGAAACGUCUGGAUCUCUGGGUCCCGUCCAUCAUCUGCUGCUAAAGGUGGCACGAUGCACUGGUUUGCAUACGUGGGGCCAGACCCGCCCUUGAUCGAAGAGGAUAGAGAAGCUAGAAUAAGAACUCUGAAGGAACGACAGAAUGAGGAACGUCAGAAGAAAUUGGAAGAGAUUAAGGCGCAAGCUGUGGCAGCGCAGCGGCACAAAGAGCAGAAGGAGCAAGAAAGACGGCUAAGAAUGGAGGAGCUGAGGGUCAGGGAAGACUCAAGGAGGCAGCAGGUAGAGGAAAGGAAGAAGGCGAUCUAUGAGGCCGAAAGAGAUAAGCUUGAGAGUAUUCUUAGAAGGAAUCAAGAGAGGGAGGCCAGAAUAGAAGCCAAGAAGCGCAAUGACAGGAGCUCGAUGGUAUUCGCGUUCGGCUCCUCCACACCCCGCAUGCUUGAGCCUACAGACUCCAUAGGAUCGUUCUGGGGCCACAGGAGGGCCACCUCGACCCAAAACAUUACAUGCACUGCGGUGCCUCUCACAAGAAGACAAUCCGAGAGGGAGCUCGACGGAGGCAGCAAGAAAAGGGCAACUUCGGCUGGCGGAUUAGAACGUUCUGGAGAAGAUGUUCUGCGAAUGUCAUCCUCUAUGCACGAAAUAUUCAACUGGGGGAGUACGACCGCAAUCUCAAACGGAAAAAAAUUGACGCGCAGCUCUUCGGUCCAUUUUGGCACACCGCCUCAGACACCGGCAGGCUGUGUCAGUGGGUACGUGGGCCGCAGAAGAACCGACUUAAUGCCGACCAUUCCAUCGAAAGAUUCGCCGUCCUCGGGCAACCGAAAGCCGUUUACUAGAUCACCAGGUAGGGCGUAUUCGAUGUCGCGUUUAGAUCAAUUGUCGAAGCCACGGAAGCGGCCCGAUUUGGCCCCCGUCUCUGAAACCUCAUCCCCAAGACCCCUAAAUCACACCCAACAAUCCUCAGUCAGUCGCAGCAUGAGCCACAUAGCUGUCAGUAAGCUAGGACCACCCCAAAGACCUCUUCGUAAAUCAGACAGCCGCAGCAUGCACCAGUUGUCUGCUGGCGCCGCACCGUUGCCGCCACCGCGAACCACCCGCGCCACCCAACUGCGCCAACAGAAAUUGGCCAAUGCAAAUGCCAGCAAUCAUAGCGAAGCUCCGUCAAGACCUAGCAGUUCGCUUAGUCAGCAAAGUACUAGCAGUGUAACUAGUUCUGUAAACAUGCGGACCAGGCCUGUGGCCGCUCCAAGGAGGCCGCGACCUGUGAGCAUAGCCGUGACUGGUGUCACUACCGUCAACAGCACACCAGAGAAAAACACUAAACCGCCUUUGCCUAAGUCAAGAAAGUCCAGCUUAGUGAAGUCUCAGGAGAAGUUGAAACGGAAGCCAGCCGCUAGCUCGCCCACAGAUGCGACCCCGAAGAAUAUAACAUCACCCACAACCAACAAUCCGCCUGUUGCACAGGUCACAGAGACAAAGGUUGAGAGGGAACUUAUAGACAAUAAAGUUAAGGUAGAAAGUGAAUCCUUAACAGAGCAACUCGUCGAUUUAAAUCAUUCAGAAGAAAAUGUUAAAUCCAAGCAGAGAGAAGUUGUCAAGGAGCCCACGCCACCACCAGUGAUUGAAAGUACUAAUGUUACUACUACUACUACAACUACUGCUUCAACUGUUACUAUAACCAACAAUGAGCCGCAGAAGGAAGAUAAAAAGUCCGAGGAAGAAACCAGUGAAGUGGUUGACAUGAGUGCUUCUAUGACCAAAGUGCGUAUUACCACUGAGGAGGAAGCUAAGGCUGCUUUAGCUGAAAGGAGACGUUUAGCUCGUGAGGAAGCUGAAAGACAAGCAGAAAUGGAGAGGUUGCGUAUCGAGGAAGAAGCCAGAAUAGAGUUCGAGAGGCAACAAAAGGAGGAAGAACAACAGCGGAUUCUUAUUGAACAAAUGAGAGCUGCCGAGCAGGAAAGAUUAGAAGAAGCAAUUCGUGAAACUCAGAGGCGAGAGGAGGAGGAAAGAUUGAGAAAGGAGGAAGAACACAGGCAGAAGCUUCUCAAGGAAGAGGCAGAUCGCAAAGCUAGGGAGGAAGCCGAAAGGCAGAAGGCUGAGCUUCAGGAACGUUUGAAGCACGAGGAAAAGGAAAGGGAGGCGAGGAGGAAGCGUGUGGAAGCUAUUAUGCUUCGCACCAGAGGGAAGAAUAAUAGUAGCACACCUCCACAGACUGAAGAGCGAAACGAAGAGAAUAAUUCUGAUAAGUUAAAUGGUUCAAAGUCUGAGACAUCAGAGAAUGGACACAAAAAUGGUAAAGAUAUAGAGACAGUUGACAACAUAAUCCCAGUAGAAACUUUAAAGAAUGCAAAUACUGUAAAUGUUGACACUUUAAGCACUGACGAUACUCUAAAUUCUAAUAACUCUUGGCAGCACAACACGCAAAAUGAUUUGAUGAUGUGAGUUGCCAUGAUUCUUACAAUUAGGUGCUUGUAUAUGGUUCAUGUUUUAUAAAUAAAUUAAUGUUUAUUAAGUAGAA